Salvia hispanica is the source of this 1184-nucleotide messenger RNA. Its product is annotated as protein THYLAKOID FORMATION1, chloroplastic-like. The record is from RefSeq and is a predicted model, not a curated record. Gene Ontology annotation, biological process: thylakoid membrane organization; protein import into chloroplast thylakoid membrane; protein import into chloroplast stroma. Gene Ontology annotation, cellular component: chloroplast thylakoid. NCBI's taxonomy places the organism in Eukaryota, Viridiplantae, Streptophyta, Magnoliopsida, Lamiales, Lamiaceae.
UCUAUUCUUCUUUUCUGAAAUUCGAUUCAAUCGCAAAACAUUUGAUUUCGAUUCUCCAAUGGCGGCGGUUACUACAAUUUCCUUCACUGCCGCAGUUCAAUCUCCGGAUCUGAACUCCUCAGCUCGGAGUUAUUCGAAUUUUGAUGCUUUCAAACUCCGUAGCGCGGUGACGUAUGACGCGUGCAGUGUUCGCGCUUCGAGCUCCUCUCGCAUGGUCGUUCAUUGCAUGUGCACUUCAGUAGAUGUGCCUACUGUUUCUCAGACAAAAUUGAAUUUCUUGAAGGCGUAUAAGAGGCCAAUUCCAAGUAUAUACAACACUGUGUUGCAAGAGCUUAUUGUGCAGCAGCAUCUCACGAAAUACAAGAAGUCAUUCCGGUAUGAUCCCGUGUUUGCUCUGGGUUUUGUUACCGUGUACGAUCGACUAAUGGAGGGUUACCCGAGUGAUGAGGACCGGCAAGCCAUUUUCGAGGCUUAUAUCAGGGCUUUAAAUGACGAUCCUGCUCAAUUUAGGGCUGAUGCACAGAAAGUAGAAGAAUGGGCCAAAACUCAAUCACCCAGUUCUUUAGUAGAAUUUGCAUCAAGAGAUGGAGAAAUUGAAGGGAUUUUAAAGGACAUUGCAGAAAGAGCGGGAACCAAGGGGAGUUUCAGUUACAGUCGUUUCUUUGCAGUUGGCCUUUUCCGUCUGCUUGAGUUAUCAAAUUCCACAGAACCAAACAUUUUGGAUAAGCUUUGUGCUGCACUGAAUGUCAGCAAGAGAAGUGUUGAUCGCGACCUAGAUGUCUACCGUAAUCUGCUUUCUAAGCUGGUUCAAGCGAAAGAAUUGUUAAAGGAAUAUACAGAAAGAGAGAAAAAGAAAACAGAAGAAAGGGCUGCUGCGUCCCAGAAAGCAAAUGAGGCCGUCACUAAAUAAUCGACAUAAUCCAAGUACAUACCACAUAUCAGAGUCCAUUAUUAUGAGAGACGGCACAAUUCCUCAACGUUCACGCAGUUGUUGAAGAAAAAGAAAAAGAAAAAAAAAAGACCACAGUAAGUGGCAGCUGCUACUAAUCCCAAAAAUUGAGGGGCAGCUUGAUGUUUAAGUUAGAUAUGUAAUUCUAUGAUACACUUCAUAUCAAUACAGGCAUUUUGUAUACUGAGGCAUCAUGAACAUCCAAUUUGAUGGUUAUAUAUAUUCUGAUUUUCUA